AUGAAGAUUAUUUCUUGGAAUGUUAGAGGGCUGGGAGGCCCUAAGAAGAGGAAGGAAGUGCGUAAGAUGGUGGGGGAGUUGAAACCCUUCAUUCUGUGUAUUCAAGAAACUAAGUUGCAAAUUUGUGAUACUUUUCUUAGCUCGACUCUCUGGGGUAAUUCCUCGCAUUGUUUUUCUUAUCGUCCAUCGGUUGGGGCAUCUGGAGGGCUUCUAACUGUGUGGGAUUCUUCGGAGGUGGAGGUGUGGUCGACCGAGAGCCGAGAGCAUGUGUUGUGGUGUCAUGGGCGGUUCUCAAAGACAGGGGAAGAAUUUUAUGUGGCAAAUGUCUAUGCGCCCUGUGAAGAUGGGGCUAAGCAAGAGUUGUGGGAUCUUCUUUCGGUGCGGCUUCACUUGCUGGCAGGGAAGAAGGUGUGUGUGUGCAGGGAUUUUAAUGCGGUCAAACACAUUGAUGAAAGACGUUCGGUUAGGGAUGGGCGUCGAUCCUCGGAUCAUAUUCCUUUUAAUCGGUUCAUUGAAGAUAACACGUUGAUUGAUCUUCCCUUAAUCGGUCGUAAAUUUACUUGGUUUAAAGGGGAUGGUCGUUCGAUGAGCCGUCUUGAUAGGUUUAUUCUCUCAGAGGAGUGGUGUUUAAAUUGGCCAAACUGUAAGCAAAUGGCCAAACUAAGGGGGUUGUCUGAUCAUUGUCCUCUGGUCUUUUCUGCGGAUGAGGAAGAUUGGGGGCCAAGACCAUCGCGGAUGCUUAAGUGUUGGAAAGAUAUACCUGGGUAUAACUUGUUUGUCAGAGAUAAGUGGAAUUCGUUCCACGUCGAUGGUUGGGGUGGUUAUAUUUUAAAGGAAAAACUUAAGAUGAUUAAGGUGGCUUUAAAAGAAUGGCAUAAGUCUCAUACUCAGAAUCUUCCUAGUCAUAUAGAUAAUUUGAAGAACAGGCUGGCAACUCUUGAUGAGAAGGGGGAGGAAGAUGAUAUCUCUGAGGAGGAUCUCGUUGAGCUUCAUGGGGUUUCGCAUGACAUUCACUCGCUUUCUAGGUUGCAUGCUAGCAUUAGCUGGCAACAAUCUCGCUCGUUGUGGCUCAAGGAAGGCGAUGCAAAUUCUAAGUAUUUUCACUCAGUUUUGGCGAGUCGUCGUCGAAGGAACGCUUUGUCCGUCAUUCAGGUUGAUGGGGUUACGUUGGAGGGUGUUAAUCCUAUUAGGCAGGCGGUGUUCUCGCAUUUUGAGUCUCAUUUUCAGGCUCCUAAUGUGGAUAGACCUGGGGUUGACGACCUUCAGUUCAAGAGGUUAAAUCCGAUGGAGAUUGGAGGUUUAACCAAACCUUUUUCGGAGAAUGAAGUGAAGCUAGCUGUGUGGGAUUGCGAUAGUUAUAAAAGCCCAGGCCCUGAUGGAAUUAAUUUUGGCUUUAUUAAAGAUUUUUAG
Trifolium pratense (red clover) is the source of this 1410-nucleotide messenger RNA. RefSeq lists its product as uncharacterized. Gene Ontology annotation, molecular function: catalytic activity. The record is from RefSeq and is a predicted model, not a curated record. Lineage: Eukaryota; Viridiplantae; Streptophyta; Magnoliopsida; Fabales; Fabaceae. Bases 1 to 1410 code for a protein of 469 amino acids. The transcript has a single exon.